Messenger RNA from Xenopus tropicalis (tropical clawed frog), 1725 nucleotides. Its product is annotated as acyl-CoA dehydrogenase (3J649). NCBI's taxonomy places the organism in Eukaryota, Metazoa, Chordata, Amphibia, Anura, Pipidae. Gene Ontology annotation, molecular function: acyl-CoA dehydrogenase activity; oxidoreductase activity, acting on the CH-CH group of donors; oxidoreductase activity. The record is from RefSeq and is marked provisional.
AAAGUUCCAGGGUUUGACAGAUUUUGCACAGCCAGGGGACAGAGCAGUGUAGCCAUGACGUUGAAAUGGGCCUCCCUACUGAGACGCUGGCCAGGCUUCUUUUCAAGGUUGCCCACUGGCCCCAUCUACCAAACAGCUGCCAACCAGUCCACCCUCCAGGCACAGAAUUCCCUCUACACCCCGGAUCACAUUGCCAUAAGGGAGACCUUGAGAAAGAUAAUUGACACUGAGAUUAAUCCCUAUGUCGACCAAUGGGAAGAUGCUGGGCAGUUCCCAGCUCACAAAGUCUUCAAAAUCCUUGGCAAUGCUGGGAUAUUGGGAGUAAAUAAACCAACAGAAUAUGGAGGACUGGGUCUGGACUUUUCCUACAGUAUUGCAAUUGCAGAGGAGCUUGGCAAUAUUCGCUGCGGUGGGGUCCCUAUGGCCAUUGGUGUUCAGUCAGACAUGGCUACACCAGCUCUUACAAGGUUUGGCAGUGAUGAAUUGAAACGUCAGUUUCUCGUUCCUACCAUUGCCGGAGAUGUAGUCACUUGUCUGGGAGUCAGUGAAGCAGGGGCUGGAUCAGAUGUGGCAAGUAUUAAGACAACAGCUGUGAAGAAGGGAGACGAUUACAUUAUCAACGGCAGCAAGAUGUGGACGACCAAUGGGUGCCAAGCUGAUUGGAUGUGCUUGCUUGCCAACACAAGUGCAGGGCCACCUCACAAAAACAAAUCACUUAUUUGUUUGCCUAUGAAAACACCCGGUGUCCAGGUUACGAAAAAAAUUGAAAAAAUUGGCAUGAAAUCCUCAGACACGGCACAGAUAUUCUUUGAAGAUGUCAGAGUUCCGAGCAAGUAUUUAAUUGGCGAGGAAGGAAUGGGCUUCACGUACCAAAUGUUGCAAUUCCAAGAGGAGCGCAUGUGGGGCGUAGCCAAUGUGCUGACGCCAAUGGGGAACAUCUUACAAGAAACCAUUGACUAUACGAGUCAGAGGAAAGUCUUUAACCAGCCCGUGCUGCAUAACCAGGUUGUACACUUUCGCUUAGCAGAAUUGGCAACUGAAGUUGAGCUUCUUCGCUCACUGCUGUAUCGUUCUGUUGCAAUGUAUGUGGAAGGCAAUGAUGUCACCAAACUUGCUUCCAUGGCUAAAUUAAAAGCUGGGCGCCUUGCGCGGGAACUGAGUGACAGCUGUCUUCAGUUCUGGGGAGGAAUGGGCUUCACUGAUGAAGUUCUUGUUAGUCGGUUUUAUCGAGACUCGAGGCUGCUGUCAAUAGGAGCAGGAGCGGACGAAGUUAUGCUGUCAAUCAUAUGCAAAUUCAUGGGAACCCUUCCAAGUAAAAAGUGAAUCUUUACCAUACUGUAAAAUCAUCUUGAUCUCAGAAAAUGAAAGGUUCUUGGAUCAAUAUGGUAAAUGUAAAAUCGCUUACACCAGGGCCUUAGUAUCACAAGCAUUUGUUUUGUUAGACAAGAAAACAGAUUGGGGCAACAUGAAACCACGUGACAAAUCCUGAUUUAUUUUUAGGGUUUUUUUGUGUUGAUUUAAUUAAUUUAACUUAUACAUAUCUAUAACUUAGACACUGUUAUUUUAAUGUAUUAGCCAGAAAAAAAACAUGAAAGAGCAAAAUGCUUGUGUAUAAGCGGUACAUUUCCAAUCAAACCCAAAAUCCUAAAGAAAUACAAAAAUAUAUUUUUUUAUGCUUGUGAAACUGUGUCACUAAAACCCUGGUAAAUAAAUAAUAAUUCAUAA